Messenger RNA from Pediculus humanus corporis (human body louse), 774 nucleotides. RefSeq names its product restnol dehydrogenase, putative. NCBI's taxonomy places the organism in Eukaryota, Metazoa, Arthropoda, Insecta, Psocodea, Pediculidae. The transcript is spliced from 4 exons. The record is from RefSeq and is a predicted model, not a curated record. Bases 1 to 774 code for a protein of 257 amino acids.
AUGAACGAUUUAUUUAAAGAUUUUAAUUUUUCCGGUCCGUUCGAUAGUUGGUGGCCAUUUAUAAUAGCAAUAACCGUUGGAAUAAUAACAACUUUGAGAUGUUAUUUUGGCGGAACUCAUUGUCCGAGUAAGGCAACGAUAAAUGGGAAAACGAUUGUAAUCACCGGAGGAUCAAGUGGUAUAGGAUGUCAAAUUGUUAAAGAACUUAAAAAAAGAGGUGGAAAAAUAAUAAUUGGAUCGAGACAACCGGAAAUUGCUAUGGAAAAUAUAAAGAAAGAAAUUCGAGAAUCAAUAAAAGAAAAUGAAAUAAUUAUAAAACAUCUUGAUUUAAUUUCAUUGAAAUCCGUUCGAGAAUUUGCGGAUUCAUUACAAAACGAAUCGAAAAUUGACGUGCUCAUAAACAAUGCCGGAAUUGGUUUUCUAGAAUUUAAUAAAACGAAAGAAGGAUUUGAAACGCAUUUAGUAACAAAUUAUUUAUCACAUUUUUAUUUGACACAUCUUUUACUGCCUAAAUUAAAAGCAUCAGAAAAUGGAAGAAUAAUUAACGUAUCAGCUCAAGCUCAUUACACCGGGGAAUUAAAUCUGGGAGAUUUAAAUAACGAAUUUGAAUAUAAUUAUAAUAAAGCUUUCAGUCAGAGUAAAUUAGCUUUGGUCAUGAUGGCGAGACACAUGACACGUAAAAUAUUAAAAGAAGGAGCACAGACAAUUAUAUACAUGGCCGUUGCGCCUGAAUUAAAAAAUGUUUCUGGAAAAUAUUUCAGGUAUGAAGUUUGA